Ostertagia ostertagi is the source of this 4203-nucleotide messenger RNA. The record is from the annotation of a GenBank genome assembly. Lineage: Eukaryota; Metazoa; Nematoda; Chromadorea; Rhabditida; Trichostrongylidae.
AUGGAACGCCACUGCAUAAAGAUCACCUGGGUAAAACAAAGCGCCGGUCGUUUUGCCGGGCAAUAUACGGUUAAGCUCAUCAGCACCAAUAGCCAGGGCUGUACAGAUACUUUAGUCAAGACCACAUUUGUACAGAUAGGUCCGCUGACGGGUAGCAUUGGUGAAGUAUUAAACACACCAGGUUGCGCACCGGCGGGCAUCACUGCAAGAGCCAAUAUUAGUUCGGCAAUACCUAUCACCAGCUAUCAAUGGGACUUUGGAGAUGGCACUUCCGGAUCAGGACCAGUUGUUUACCAUACCUAUACCACAGGCGGAAGUUAUACGAUAAACCUCAUCGUAACCACAAGCGCAGGUUGCACACUAUUGCUUAAUGUGCCUGUUACCGUUGGUACCCAUAGCAGUCCUUCUUUCACGGCGAACCCUACUAAUGUAUGUGCCGGACAGCCCGUCACGUUUACUAAUACCACAACAGGUCCUGCCGGUGUUACCUAUACCUGGAUCAUGGGAGAUGGCGGUACUUCUACCCAAACCAAUCCUGUUUAUCCAUACAAUGGUGUCGGCACAUUUACGCCGAUGCUGAUCUCCAAUACAUUCGGUUGCCUGGAUACGUUCCGGAGGGUUAAUUAUAUUACGGUUACACCACCAUUGGCAAAGUAUUCCUUUAAUGUAUCCUGCGUCAACCGCAAAUCAGUAACCUUUACCAAUACAUCGAUCGGCGCUACUUCCUGGAUCUGGGAUUUCGGCGAUGGUACUACUUAUAACGGGCAAAACCCACCCGUACACCAAUAUGCUGCGAAUGGAUCUUAUACAGUAACACUGACCGUGAGCAAUGGUACCUGCACCCAUGUUAAAACCGAAACCAUUAAAAUAUUUGACCUCGUUGCCGCCUUUACAGCUAGCCCAAACCCGGUAUGUAGCGACUCUGUGAGGAAGCCAAACCAUAUAAAGAUCAAUGGUAUUAAUCCCCUGUUCGUUGCCAACAAUACACAUUCCUGCGGCCAGGCUACCGUAACCUUUACCGAUCAGUCGACCAGCAUCUCUUCCAUUGUUGCCCGCACCUGGAACUUUGGCGAUAGUACCAUCGUUACUACAACAGGCACUACCAUUAGCCAUACUUACGCACGUGCUGGUAUUUACACCGUAAGGCUGCACCUUACAGACAGCAUCAGGUGUCAGAAUGAGCUGACCAAGAUCGCUUAUAUAACGGUGACGAAACCGGAUGCAGUUUUUACAAGCACAGAUACCAAUAUCUGCCAGAACAGGCCGGUCGUAUUUACCAAUAGAAGUACGGGUGUGGCUCCGAUCACUUAUAGCUGGGAUUUUGGAGACGGCGCUACGUCAACCGUUGCCAACCCCUCUCACGUAUAUGCAUCAUCCGGCAACUAUACGGUCAAAUUAAUUGCUACGGAUGCCAAUGGCUGUAAAGACACGAUGACCAGGACCAAUUAUAUACAUAUCAACCUGAUCACUGCGGCCUAUACAAUGAGCGAUUCCCUGGGCGCCUGUCCGCCAUUCACCGUCAACUUCAAUAAUAUUUCAAGCGGUGCCACCAGCUAUCAGUGGAAUUUCGGUAAUGGCAAUACCUCUACAUCCGCCAAUCCUUCAAAUGUAUUUGUACAGCCGGGCACCUAUACCGUUACACUGAAAGCAUUUAAUGCAGGUGGCUGUAUGGACUCCAUGCAAAAAACAGUUCGUGUCAAUAGCGGCCCUGCCGGCACCUUUACUUAUACACCUAUUGCGGGAUGCUUCCCGAUGACGGUUCAUUUUACCUCUGCCAACACCAAUACAACGGCCAUUACGUUCGACUUUAAUAAUGGUAUUACUCAUACCACCAGUGCCAGUAGCUAUAGCUAUACUUAUACCCAGCCGGGCAAUUACCUGCCGGUCCUGGUAUUGAGUAACAGCGCUGGUUGUAAUACAUCAGUUGUAGGCCCGGACACCAUCCGCAUUGCAAAAGUAUAUGCCGGUUUCAAAGCAACACCCGAUACGAUAUGCCUCGGCAGUGCGAUCAACUUUACAGAUACCAGCCGCAGCGUUGCUACCACUAUCAACAGCUAUAACUGGAAUUUUGGUGAUGGCAAUACAGCUACCGGCAGUGCAGCCACACAUACCUAUACUGCAGCAGGCACAUACCGCGUAAGGCUUAUUGUUGGCGGUACCAGUGGCUGUAAAGACACCGCUUAUCGCACAGUGCUGGUACAAACCUUUCCGGUACUCACUGCCGCCGAUAAGAUCAUCUGCGCGGGGGGCUCCGUCACCUUGUCCGUAUCAGGUGCCAGCACUUAUAGCUGGACACCCGCUACCGGCCUGAGCUGCACCAACUGUGCCAAUCCCAUAGCCAGCCCGACAACCACUACCACUUAUACCAUAACAGGUAUUGCUACGGGAGGCUGUAGCAGCACCAAGCAGGUUACCGUGAGCGUGAACCCGGUACCACUGACACUCAAUGCAAAUGGAGCGACCAUCUGCGAAGGUGCCAGUGCCUUACUGAAUGCCACCGGUGCAGCCACUUACCAAUGGACACCUGCUAUCGGUUUGAGCUGUACCAACUGUGCCACUCCACAGGCCACACCAACAACUACUAUAACUUACACCCUGACAGGCACCAGCGCCAGCGGUUGCAGCAAUAGUAUUCCGGUAACUGUAAACGUAAAUCCUAAGCCCCUGAUUAGUGCUGCCAGUCAGCAGAUAUGCGCAGUAACCGGUACCGAUGCUUUUGGCUGCAGAGAUACAGGGAUGGUGACCGUAACCGUUCUUCCACGACCAGUGAUCACUACCAGCAAUCAAAGUAUAUGCGCCGGUGGCACUGCCGUACUUUCUGCCAAUGGCGGCACCAACUAUGUAUGGUCACCAGGCACGGGGUUAAACUGUACCAAUUGCCCCAGCCCCGAGGCAACACCUGCCGCUACCACCAACUAUACGGUAACAGGAACCGGCACCAACGGCUGUACCAAUACGGCACAGUCACUCGUUACCGUUAACCCAAUACCCGUAAUCGCAGUAAGUGGCAAUCUGGUAAUAUGCCCGGGGUCUGGCACAUCACUCACCGCCAGUGGUGCGGCAACUUAUGUAUGGACGCCGGCAACCGGGCUGAGUUGUAACAACUGUACCAAUCCUACAGCCACACCGGAAACCACCACCACCUAUACUGUAACAGGCACCAGCGCGGCAGGAUGUGUUGGCAGAACUACGGUAACAGUGACGGUACGCCCCGCACCGGUGGUGACAGCAGGAAGUGAUCAAUCGACCUGCCUGGGUACACCGGUAGCAUUAGCUGCAAAUGGCGCAAGCACUUAUGUAUGGACUCCAGCCACGGGGUUAAGUUGUACUGCCUGCCAAUCACCUGCAGCCAAUCCUACGACAACAACAACCUAUAUUGUUACCGGUACCGAUGGAUUCGGUUGUAAAGACACCGGGCGGGUGACCGUUGCCAUUAAGCCACUGCCGGCUAUCCGCGCAACGCGGGAUACCAGUAUCUGUAAACUAACCUCUGUACAGCUGGAUGCUACCGGCGGCACUAACUAUACCUGGUCGCCGGCUACCGGCCUUAGCUGCACCAACUGCCCGGAUCCCGUAGCCACACCAACUGCCAAUAUUACCUAUACAGUGACCGGUACCGGUACCAAUGGCUGUUUGAAUACAGCCCAGGUCGCCGUAACCCAACGCCAGCAGCCGCCUGUUAAUGCAGGCCCCGACCAGACGAUCUGUGCGGGCGGCUCCUCUACCCAGCUGCAACCUACCGGUACUGAUAUAACAACGUAUCUCUGGACCCCUUCCGACGGGCUAAGCUGCACUACCUGUGCCAGCCCAAUAGCAGCACCACAGAAAACAACGACUUAUACGGUUAAUGUUGCCAGUGAAUUUGGCUGCCAGGCGAAGGACGAUGUUACCCUGUUCAUUAACUGUGAAGGUAAACAGGUCUGGUUGCCAAAUACAUUUACGCCGAAUGGCGACGGGCAUAAUGACCGUUUCUAUCCACAUGGUCGUGGUAUCGAUAGGGUCUUACGUUUCCGUAUUUAUAAUCGCUGGGGCGAGGUGCUUUAUGACCGUGCUAAUGUACCUACAGAUGAUGCGAGUUACGGAUGGGAUGGCCUCUACAAGAACCAACAACUGAAACCAGAUGUCUAUGUCUACGUAAUCCUGGCGCAAUGUGCGAAUGGUGACACCGUAGAAUUAAAGGGCGAUAUCUCGCUGAUAAGAUAA